Fusarium venenatum is the source of this 924-nucleotide messenger RNA. RefSeq lists its product as uncharacterized. The record is from RefSeq and is a predicted model, not a curated record. NCBI's taxonomy places the organism in Eukaryota, Fungi, Ascomycota, Sordariomycetes, Hypocreales, Nectriaceae. Gene Ontology annotation, cellular component: nucleus.
AUGUCUCGAACAGUUCUGGUCGUUGGGGCCACUGGAAAUCAGGGUGGUGCUGUCAUUGACAACCUUUUACAAUCAGAGGCUUCCUUCACUAUUCUUGCCGUCACUCGAGAUCCUAGCUCCUCAACAGCCCAGAGGCUUGCUCAGAAGUCGUCUGACAUUAAACUCGUCCAAGGGGAUCUUGAUAGUCCUUUCGCUAUCUUCGAGAACACCAAGGCUGUUGUGUCUGAGCCAGUAUGGGGGGUUUAUUUCGUCCAGAAUCCGCUCGCUAGUCAGCAGACACCAGAGCAAGAGGUGGAGCAAGCAAGAAAGUUUAUCGACGAAUGCAUAAAUCACAAAGUCAAGGUCUUUGUGUACGGCUCAGUCGACCGUGGCGGUGAUCGGUCAUUCAACAACCGCACACCUGUUCCGCACUUUGCCAGCAAAUACGACAUCGAGCAUUAUCUGGUCGAAAAAGCGCCAUCGGCAAAUAUGAACUGGACGUUUCUCCGCCCAACUGGUUUCAUGGACAACUACAAACCAGGGUUCCAAUCCAAGUUGUUCCUGACAUGCUGGAAGAUCGCAAUCAAAGACCAGCCUUCUCAACUCAUCGCUGUGUCAGACAUUGGUUACUUUGCCGCUCAGGCGUUCACGUCCCCGGAUCAAUAUAAGAAUCAGGCCAUUUCCCUAGCUGGCGAUGAGUUGACUUUCGAUCAAGUCGCCAAAAUCUUUGAGGAAACGACUGGUCAGGAUGUGCCUGUUACUUUCGGGAUCGUUGCUCGGCUCAUGCUGUUUUUUGUCAAGGGAAUUGGUGCGAUGUUCAAGUGGAUGCAGGAUGAGGGUUUCGGUGCCAACGUCCAGGAGCUCAGAGCAAGCCAUCCACACAUGGUAACGUUUGAAACUUACCUAAGGACUCAAAGUGGAUACGUUUCAAAGAAGCAAGGUUAA